UUCAAUUGCAAAUAUAUUCAACAACUUCCUCCUCUUGUCUAAUUGAGGAAAUUAAAAUGUCAGCCUCUUCAUGGAACAACAAAUUCCACAACCAUGCUCGUUCUAAUAGUUUGCCCUCUAAGCCACACCCUCUCAUCCUACAAUGCAAUGAACACUUAGCUAGAUUAGGGGCCAACGAUACCAUCUCUUCUUCAUUGUUAAGGCAAAAUCUAAGUAGCCUUCUUGAUUUGCAAGAGUGCAUUGAAAAGUUGGUUCAACUACCCUUAACUCAAGAAGCACUUCUUCAAGAACGCCAAGAGAAAUGGGUGGAUGAUCUCUUGGAUGGAUCUCUAAGGCUCCUUGAUGCUUGUACCGCAACCAAAGAUGCCUUACUUCACACCAAGGAGUGCACUCGUGAGCUUCAAUCAACUAUUAGAAGAAGAAGAGGUGGUGAAGUGGAACUCGCGGUAGAGGUUAAGAAAUUCUUGACCUCAAGGAAGGUGGUGCGAAAGGCCAUAUUCAAAGCCUUGGAGAAUCUGAAGGUUAAUAAUAAUGCAAAUAAGGGAAACCUUGCCAUCACUAAUUACAAAGACUACCAAACCAUGGCAUUGGUAAACUUGUUAAAAGAAGCUGAAGUGGUCACUUUUUCCAUAUUUGAGUCAUUGCUGAAUUUCUUUUCUGGGUCCACACAAGCAAAACGAAUUAGCAGCUGGGCUUUGGUUUCAAAGCUGAUGCACAACAAAAGGGUAGCUACAGGCUACGCACAAGGAGCAGAUGAGAAUGAGUUUGCAAAAGUGGAUGCUGCAUUGCAGUUAUUUGCCUUUAACAUGUCAACCAAGUCAAAUGAUGAUAUCAGUGAUUUGCAAAAGAAGCUAGAGAACUUGGGGACUUGCAUACAAGAUCUUGAAGAAGGACUUGAGUCACUGUUUAGGCGUUUGAUUAAAAUCAGAGUUGCACUUCUCAACAUCCUUAAUCACUAGCUGAAGAAUCUAAACUGGAGGGGUCAAAUUUUUGUAAUGGCAUAGAUAUUAUUGUCUUGGGUACAAUUGUAGAUAUUAACGUACUUGUUAUGUUCAUGAUUUGAUAAAUAUAUCACUCAAUAUAUUGUUCAUAUAUAUUACACAUCUGCUUGAUUUCUUCCAGAGUUCAUGACUUAUUUGCAUGGAAUAAGUUUUCAAAAACUGAUCCACUUUC
Molecule: messenger RNA, 1173 nt
Organism: Glycine soja
Lineage: Eukaryota; Viridiplantae; Streptophyta; Magnoliopsida; Fabales; Fabaceae
Exons: 1
Coding region: 57-959 (300 amino acids)
Biological process (GO): shoot system development; root development
Source: RefSeq, a predicted model, not a curated record